ACAGCUUAGCACGAUGACACUUAGCCGGAGCUAGGGCACGCCGCGGCGGCGACGACGGUAGGGUCGGAGGGGCGGCGCGACAGGAGGGAGUAUCGUCGAUUGCUGCCAAGGAGGGGAGUCGCCAGCGGAGGGGUACAGGCGAUGGGGUUUGACAGGAAGGAGGCGGCGGCGGCGGCGGAGGAGGAGGAGGUGAAGUGGCUGAAGCAUUACUCCUCGACGGAAAGCAUACUGAUCGUCGGCGACGGAGAUCUCUCCUUCUCGUGGGCCCUCGCCAUCGCAUUCUGCUCCGCGGAGAACCUCGUCGCCACCUCCAUCGACUCCUAUGAGGAUCUGACGAGGAAGUAUAGCAAAGCAGAGUCCAAUAUAUUUGUACUAAAAAUGAUGGGAGCCACAAUUUUGCAUGGUAUUGAUGCCAAUACUAUGAAGCUUCACAAUGACCUGAAGAUGAGACGCUUCGAUCGGAUUGUCUUUAAUUUUCCUCAUGCUGGGUUCAAAGGAAAAGAAGACCGCAUGGAUGUGAUCAACGCGCACAAAAAGUUGGUGAGGGGGUUCCUUCACAAUGCAAGCCACCUGAUUCGCCCAAAUGGUGAAAUCCAUGUUAGCCACAAGACAGGGAAUCCAUAUGAUAAAUGGGAUAUUGAGGAAUUGGCAUUGGGAUCUUCUCUUAUUAAGGUUGAUCAAGUUAGUUUCCGAAUAGAGGAUUACCCUGGGUACAACCAAAAGAGGGGAGAUGGUGCGAAUUGCGAUGAACCUUUCGCUUUAGGUGCUUGCUGCACAUUCAAAUUUUGUAUCAGAGGCUCGAAGAAACUGAAGAGUGCGCACAGAAACAUGAUUUCGUCACAUGGAAGCAGCACAUUGUCUGAACCAAUCAGCACAGUUCAGAUAGCAAAAAAAGCUCAUGAGCCUUACAGCCUCGGAUUAGCUAAAAGGCAUGAACCGUGUUUUCCGGUUAGCAUCGAUGGCAUGGUGGCUUCUCCUUCCUUUGAUCGGCAUGGGACUAGUCAGCCAUUGUGCAGCAUUGCAGGGUCAUCACUGAAUGCUCUGCCGAUCCUUGGUGGCAAUCUCCCUGCGCCACCUCAGCAGCAGCCUUGGUACCAACACGGGCCCAUUCUUCAGCUGCUAUGGAGCGGCGGCUACUCACACUUCGCCUGGGAAUACCUUCGGAGUCUGCUCAGGGAGUAUGAAGCGCAUAGGCAAAUGACGCCCGGAGGAAGAGCAACCGAUGUGAAUUACUCUGUCUUGCUGGAACAUUGCUUCAGGGAAUCCAUUGCGUGCGCGUUACUCCAGGAGUGGCUGCAGAGAGCGGUUGUGUUGCACGGUAGACGUUGAUGGAUCGCGUGGAGGUAUAAGUGUCUGUGUUGUAAGGAUCACUAGAUAUUCCAAGAUGUGUUGUGUCAUCCGGUAUCUUGCAUAUGUUCUCUUUGUGUCCAAGAUCUACACGCAGGGCAUUUUGUGUACUGGGAAUGCUGUUUUUUCUACCUGUGUAGGUUAAAGAAGUAAACCUGGACAAGAGUCUCACUUUGCAGUGUAACUCUCUUUUAAGAGACUCAAGACUUGUUAUCUCAAUUAUCACUGGUACUGCGCCUAAGAUGUAACCGGAUCAGGCAGUGAUU
Messenger RNA from Triticum urartu, 1613 nucleotides. RefSeq lists its product as uncharacterized. Gene Ontology annotation, biological process: rRNA base methylation. Gene Ontology annotation, cellular component: cytoplasm. The record is from RefSeq and is a predicted model, not a curated record. Gene Ontology annotation, molecular function: rRNA (uridine-N3-)-methyltransferase activity. Lineage: Eukaryota; Viridiplantae; Streptophyta; Magnoliopsida; Poales; Poaceae.